UUAAAACUCCUCAAAAAAAAAUGGCUUCUUUCUCUCUUUAUAUAAUCACAUUUUUGUCGCAGCUUGUUCUGGUACUUUCCCAGCUUAACUGUAAUCAAUUUAUGCAUACAAGAACAAGAAAAACCACUUCAAAAACAUCGAUAAACUUGCUUAAAUUAGAGUGAUAAUAGCUUUAAGCUUAUAUUAUAGGAGUAACUAGAGAUGUUUGUGAAGUGGGUUUAUGCUAAUCAAGCUAUUCUGCUAUUAAUUGUGGGUGUUUUCAUAGUCUUAAAUGGGUCAGAAUUUUGUGAAGGAGGUCAAACAAGUAAAUUUUCAAGAAAAAGUAAUGAUCUUUCACUUGAUAUGCCCUUAGAUUGUGAUGUCUUCCAAGUUCCUCCUGGUUAUAAUGCUCCUCAACAGGUUCAUAUAACACAAGGAGACCACAUUGGUAAAGCUGUGAUAGUCUCUUGGACAACUGAAGAUGAGCCGGGAUCAAACAUUGUAUGUUAUUGGCCUGAAAACAGCACAGAAAAGAAAAGUUCGGAGGGAGUUGUACUUACUUACAACUAUGUCAAUUACACUUCUGGAUACAUUCACCACUGCACUAUUUCUGGGCUAGAGUUUGAUACAAAAUAUUACUAUGAGGUUGGAUCUGGCAAUUCGUCAAGGCAGUUUUGGUUCCUAACACCCCCAGAAUCUGGGCCCGAUGUCCCUUACACUUUUGGUCUCAUAGGGGACCUUGGUCAGACACAUGACUCAAACAGGACACUUACACAUUACGAGUUAAACCCAACGAAAGGCAAGGCACUUGUGUUUGUAGGAGACUUAUCUUAUGCAGACAACUACCCAUACAAUGACAAUGCAAGGUGGGAUACCUGGGCAAGAUUUGUUGAAAGAAAUGCUGCUUAUCAGCCAUGGAUCUGGACUGCUGGAAAUCAUGAAAUUGAUUAUCUACCAAAAGUGGGUGAAAGUAUACCCUUCAAGCCAUAUACAUAUCGAUUUCCAACCCCAUAUCAAGCAUCUCUCAGUACUGCUCCCUAUUGGUACUCGGUCAAAAGAGCUUCAGCCUAUAUCAUUGUCAUGGCUUCCUACUCAGCUUUUGUAUAUGGUGCAGGGAAGUACACACCUCAAUACAAAUGGGUGAUGGAUGAGUUGCCUAAGGUAAACAGGACGGAAACCCCUUGGCUGAUAGUUGUAAUGCAUUGCCCAAUGUAUAGUAGUUAUGUCCAUCAUUACAUGGAGGGAGAAAGCAUGAGAGUAUUGUAUGAAGCAUACUUUGUCAAAUACAAGGUUGAUGUCGUGUUUGCUGGUCAUGUCCAUGCCUACGAGAGAUCAGAACGUAUAUCUAACAUAGCAUAUAACAUCAGUAAUGGUGUAUGUGUUCCUGUGAGAGACGAGUCAGCUCCAGUUUACGUAACUAUUGGAGACGGAGGGAAUCUUGAAGGGUUGGUUUACGAAAUGACCCAACCACAGCCAGAGUACUCUGCUUAUCGUGAAGCAAGCUUUGGUCAUGGCAUUUUCGACAUCAAGAACAGAACACACGCGUAUUUUGGUUGGCACCGUAAUCAAGAUGGAUAUGCUGUGGAAGCAGAUUCUUUUUGGCUUCACAACCGAGUCUGGCGUCCUAUACAAGAACAACCUAUGGUUUCUUCAUUGUAAUUCCAGCUCAAUCAUCUUUCAAAGUUCAUGCUCAAGAAUGUUGUCAAAACUUACCAGAAUAUUUUAGGAAGGAAUGUAACAUCUCCGUACUUCGUA
Spinacia oleracea (spinach) is the source of this 1734-nucleotide messenger RNA. Its product is annotated as purple acid phosphatase 2. The transcript has 8 exons. Gene Ontology annotation, molecular function: protein binding; metal ion binding; acid phosphatase activity. NCBI's taxonomy places the organism in Eukaryota, Viridiplantae, Streptophyta, Magnoliopsida, Caryophyllales, Amaranthaceae. The record is from RefSeq and is a predicted model, not a curated record. Bases 202 to 1638 code for a protein of 478 amino acids.